ACUGUAAUACUGUAAUUCAAAUUGUGUCUCAGCACCAGUGUGUCACUGUGUGUCAGUCACUGUCAGUCAGACUCAGUGAACCGCUGAACCAGUGUCUGUCAACUCAAACUGUCACACUCACAGAGAAGUGACAGUCACACACACAUAUAAAAAAAAUGAUGAGGAAUGACAGUGCUUCCGUCAUUUCAUCUCUUCAAAUGGAUUAUGGUGACUCUGAAGAAGAAGAAAUGGAUUCCAAAAAUAGUUCAAAGUUAAAUUUUGAUGAUGUCAAACCAGACAGUAUCGAACUUAUAGAGAAAGAUUUUAAUGUGGAGUCACAACUUGGUCUUGAAACUAAUGAUUACAUUGUUGAUAAUGAAGUUAAAGCUUUAACUUCAUCAGAAAAAAAUGAAAGGGAGUUAGAUGCUAAUAUUGAAAUUAAACAUGAGCUAGAGAUAAGUCCAGCAGAACUUAUAUCAGAUGACGAAGAUGGUCAUCCAUUGCAUCACAAACACCAAACUAAUCAUAAACAUCAUUCACCACAUUUUCUUGAUGACAUAAAGAAACAUAUUGUGGGGGAAUCUCUAAAUACAGACUCACCAUCAAGCCAAGGAUCAACUAAACCAGGCAAAAAAGCUACUCGUUUAGUCUCAUAUGGCCCAGAUGAGGAUGUUGACGAAAGUUCUUCUAGUUCAGAAGAUGAAGAAGGUCAAGAGCCAAAUGAAUCUGCAAGUCCUGAGCUGAACUCAGCUGAUGCAUCCAUUCUUUCUCGGAGUGUUCAAAAUAUGUCAAAUGAUGAUAUAAAAAUACCCCCAGAACCACCUGGAAAAUGUUCAGCACAGUUACAGAAAAAAAUAGAAGAAAUGUAUGAAAGAAUGCGCCGUCAAGAAUUUGACUUGAACAGAGCUAUACAAAACAAAAAGAAUUUUCGCAAUCCCAGUAUUUACGAGAAACUUAUAGAUUACUGUCACAUUGAUGAGAAGGGAACAAAUUUUCCGCCAGAAAUAUACGAUCCACACAUAUGGGGAAAAGACUCUUAUUACGAUGAAUUAGAUAAAAUACAACGAAGAGAUAUUGAAAAAAGAGAGAAAGAAAAGAAAACUAAAAUUGAGUUCAUUAGCGGCACAAAAAAGCCAGUUUCUUCAGAUGGAAGUUUAGGACCACCUGAUGAAAAGAAAAGAAAAACCAAAUGGGAUGCUCAGCCUACCAACAUCAUCCAUGUCACCAAAAUCCCAUCAACUUCACAAAAUCCUGGAGUUGUCAGUUUAACAGCAAUGGCCACUGGCACUAAAGCUACUGUAAUACCAGCAUUAGGCUCUUUGUCUAAGAAAACAUCAUCUCUAAAAUAAAAUUAUUUCUCCUUUGUACAAAGUGAAAAAUGUCA
Molecule: messenger RNA, 1363 nt
Organism: Biomphalaria glabrata
Lineage: Eukaryota; Metazoa; Mollusca; Gastropoda; Planorbidae
Product: SAP30-binding protein-like
Exons: 11
Coding region: 156-1328 (390 amino acids)
Biological process (GO): regulation of DNA-templated transcription
Cellular component (GO): nucleus
Source: RefSeq, a predicted model, not a curated record